GGUUUUCUAAUAUUAAACUAAAAAUUAGAGAUGGCUAACAAAAUCUGAAUAUUAAGCAAUUCUUGCUUUUAUGUAUCAGCUGGCUACAUUCCCUUGUCUAGAAGAACUGGAAUUGGAUAAGAAUGAUAUUAUGAAGGAGAUAUGGCAUGGACAAUAUCCAGGGGAUUAUUUUCCCACACUAAAAGUUCUUAAACUCACCCAAUUACCUGAGCAAUCAGUUGUCCACCCUUUCCUCCUUCAGUCACCGAAUCUUGAAAAGCUUGUUGUGAGUAAAGCUUCCUUUCAUGAACUAUUCCAGUGUCAAGGACUUGGUGAUAAGGAAAAACCUGCACUUGCAUUUACUGAGUCAAGUGAAUUAAGGUUAUCUGAACUUUUGGAAUCAGUUUUCUAUAACCUGAAAACUCUAGAAGUGCUACAGUGUAGCAGGUUAAAGAAUUUAGUGCCAUCCUUUGUAUCUUUGAAGAAUUUGACAACUUUGGAAGUAUCUGCAUGUCCUGAACUCAUAAAUUUAAUUGAGUACUCAACAGCGAAGAGCAUGGUGCAGCUCACAAAAAUGAGUAUAAGUGAAUGUCAAAUGCUAAAAGAAAUUGUGGCGUGUGUGGAUGAAGAAGUUAAGGAUGGCAUUGUCUUCAUCCAACUCAAGUGUUUGCUACUUCGUGGUCUACCAAGACUAGCGAGCUUUUGCUCAGGGAAUUGUGGCUUUGAAUUUGCAUCUUUGGAAGAAGUAAUUGUGAUGGGUUGCCCAAAUAUGCGGAUCUUCUCUCAAGGGGAAUGCAGUACCACUAAUAAACUGCAAAAAGUGAAAUUGACUGUGGAUGAAGAUGAAGGGUUCUGGGAAGGCAACCUUAACUCCACCAUAAAAAAGAUGUUCGCAGAAAAGCCCUUUGUUUGGUAAAAUGUAAAUUUAUGUACUACUUUGAGCCCUUUGUUUGGUAAAAUGUAAAUUUUGCCAACAAUAAGUAUAUGAAGUAGCACCGAUAAUAAAGGCUGCUACCAAAUCAAGUUUUGUGCAAAAGAAUAAACUGAAAGAAAAUAAAUUGCAACACCUUGU
Molecule: messenger RNA, 1051 nt
Organism: Rubroshorea leprosula
Lineage: Eukaryota; Viridiplantae; Streptophyta; Magnoliopsida; Malvales; Dipterocarpaceae
Source: the annotation of a GenBank genome assembly